CAGGUGGCUUCUCUGGAGACGUAGCGUACGCGUCAAGGCGAAUACACUAACAGCUUGCCCCGUGUACUUAAUCUCCUGCUGACGACAGUUUUUCUGAACCUAUAGCCCAGAAUUGUACCGAAGAGGGCAGCGCUGGCUUGAGCCGGAGAUAAGCUGGACUGUUUUGUCUUUCCAAACUAACAACAGGUCUGUCUGUUGAGUACCUUCUGCUGACACCUACCUAAAAAGUGAUUUACGAAGAGCACCGAAGGCAGAACACGAAUCCCACGCGUUCGGAGGAGUUGCGAUGUGCUCGAGCAAAGCCACAACCUGGAUUUUGUAGUAGUGGAACUUACUACGUACGUACACUGUGUGCAGUAUUGACACUGGAAUGCUAAAGAGAACACCGGUAUCAUAACGGCAUGUUUCCUGAAAUUAAUACCAAGUCAACAAGACCUGAUGUCUUCCCCCACCCUCAGAGAUUUCCAUCUGAAGGCAACAGACUGGGAUCCAGCAGGCCCUAUCAGCAGAAGCUUGGUACAGGUGUAGGCACACUGCCCCAACUGGAAGCACCCAUCAAGCAGGUGGUGGUCAGUAACGCCAAGGCCCCACAGCAGCCCGACAGCAUCCUGCCCCACAUCACCAACAAGGGCACUCAGAACAGCUACCAGACGCAGCAGGAGGAGAGGCCAAGGGUGGUUCAGUUCCCCACGCGCAUCAGCACCUCCACAGAGAACCUGUCUGAAUCCAACAGCACCAAGAGCCUCUCCAACAAGCUGGAGAAGGAGAAAUCUUUUGAAGGGCUGCGGCUGCCCAUGUCACCCACAGAGGCUCUGCAGAACUUCCAGGAGCGGCUGACUGAGUUUGAGCAGGAGGAGAUCAUGGAUUACUCUGAGAUCUGGUACCUGGGUCUGGACACAGAGAAGAUUGAGGGAUCCCAGGGGACGCCGCAGAACUGUGGUUAUGACGACGAGCACGGCAGCUACAUCAAGGUCCUGAACGACCACAUCGGCUAUCGCUUUGAGGUGCUAGAGGUGAUUGGAAAAGGAUCCUUUGGACAAGUCCUAAAAUGUCUGGACCACAAGACCAAUGAGCUGGUGGCCAUAAAGGUCAUUCGCAACAAGAAAAGGUUUCACCACCAAGCGCUCGUGGAGCUGAAAAUCCUGGAUGCAAUCAGGAGGAAGGACCGGGACAACUGCCAUAACGUUAUCCACAUGAAGGAGUACUUCUACUUUCGAAACCACCUCUGUAUCUCCUUUGAGCUCCUGGGAGCGAACCUGUACGAGCUGAUCAAAAAGAACAACUUCCAGGGCUUCAGCUUGGCCCUGGUCCGGCGCUUCGCCCAUGCACUGCUCAAGUGCUUAGUGAUGCUCCACCGGGAGAAGAUCAUCCACUGCGACCUCAAGCCAGAGAACAUCCUUCUGUCGCAAAAGGGUCAAGGGAGCAUCAAAGUGGUGGACUUCGGCUCCAGCUGUUAUGAGCAGCAGAGAGUGUACACCUACAUCCAGAGUCGUUUCUACCGCUCUCCGGAGGUGAUCCUGGGCCAUCCGUACAGUAUGGCCAUCGAUAUGUGGAGUCUGGGCUGCAUCAUGGCUGAGCUCUACACGGGCUACCCCCUCUUCCCGGGAGAGAGUGAGGUGGAGCAGAUCGCCUGCAUCAUGGAGGUGCUGGGACUGCCACCAAAUGAUUUCAUCCAGACAGCGUCAAGAAAGAGGUUGUUUUUCGAUUCCAAGGGCAACCCUCGGAAUAUCACAAACAGCAAAGGGAGGAAAAGACGUCCCAACUCCAAAGACAUGGGCAGCGUGUUAAAGACAAGUGACCCACAGUUCCUGGACUUCCUGAAGCGCUGCCUCAUGUGGGACCCCUCCAAACGCAUGACCCCCGACGAGGCCAUGCAGCACGAGUGGAUUCGGGAUCUCCGGUUCCACAAGUUCCGCCCCAGAACCCGACUGGUGAAGAAGCCGGCUGAGAACUCCAGCAGCACGGACAACAGCGAGCAGACGCUCCACAAAACGCCCAAUGACAGGACAGCUGAGAAGGCGGCGUCUGACGGACUUGACAAGACCAAGAGAGAGAGCUCCGGGAAGGGGGGCAAGAUGUCCGCCGCGGAGCGCCUGCGGCCCAUUGGCGCGUCUGCGGAGGAGGAGACAUGCGAGGGAGGGGCCAGGGACGUUAGAGAGAAGCCAGGUCCCGGGGGCGAGAGGCCGGUCCACAUCAUCAUCAAGUCCCAGCAGGAGCCAGGGACCGAGACGGCCUGCCAGGAGCAGGCCCAGAGUCUGCCCCCCAUCAUAUGACAGCUAGGGUCAUGGCACACUGCAGCAUUAGCACACUGGGGGAAAUUUGAACCGCACCCUCAGCAGUCAGAAAUAACACACUGGACUCGUGGUUUAGGAGUUUCCUGUUUUGUGGGGCUUGGUCAUCCGUUUCUAUUAUUUCUAUGCUAUUUCUGUUUCUAUCAAGCACUGAUCCUCUGCAGCAGACAUGGUUGAUUUUACUGCAGGGGGUGGUUUGUUCCCUAUCCCACAGUUUAUAUUGAUUUUGCAUUCAGUAGAUUUGGUAGUUUUUUGGUCUGCAGGCAGUCAUGUGAACAAGUGUGAACACUGCUUUUAUUUGUCUGCAGAACACAGAGAGGCAGAGGGAGGGAGAGAGUGAGAGUAUAAUGUGCUCCAUUCUUAUACAAUUAUACCCUUCAUUGGUAUUUAGCUAUCCCCUGACUUCUAAAGAGUAGCAGCAAAAGAAACCAAUGUCUGUCACUGUCUGCUGAUAAAGCAUUUGAGAAUUUAUAUAUAAUUUAUAUAUUGAAAACAAAAUCAUUUACACAUUAUUAAAUUGCAAAAUUCCACCUGUCAGGAAAAAGGAUUUGAAGCUGUAGCAUACACAGCAUGCAUGCUUUCACACAUGCUUUUCUGGUUUGUAGGGGGGAUAUUGUCCCCUCUAGUGGUAGAAAUAGAAAUGUACAAUAUUGGAUUGAAGUUCAUAUAGAUGCUAUUUGAAUUUUUCCUGAAUUUUUAUUUUCAUGCUCUGUGACUGACUGCUAUGAGUCCAUUGCUCAGCUCCAAUUUGCAGUGCAUAUGAAUUACUUUGUUUAGAAAUGUAUUUUGAAUACUUAUGUCUGAUAAAGGGUUAUUAGCUACAGUUGAAUGACAUGUUCACAGCGAACACAGAGCCAAAUGAAUGGGUCUCAAUUUCUAGAACCCCACAGGUCAAAGCUGGGUUUGCAUCUGUUAGUUAACCUUUUUGAAUACUUAAUCCUUUGUUUUACUGCUCCAGGUGAACACAUAUUCUUUACUUGGGCCCCAGUUGCAAGAAAUGUGUUAUUUCAGUGUUAGUUUCCUUUCUCAACAGUGGUUAUUAUUAUUGUUAAUGUUUAUGUUAUUAUUAUUAUUGCACUUAUGCACAUUUGUUCAGAUUGAUAAAUAUGUGUUAGGAUUUAUUAUUUAGGACCUGUACAUUGAAAUACUUGUAUAUUGUUAUUUUCCCUGUACAUACAAUGUUUGUUGUUUUGUUUUGUACUCCAUUGAUAAAAUUCAGAUGUCUGUUAUAUAUAUAUCAUAAGUUUAAUGUAAACAUUAGACAAGGUUUUACUUGUUGCUGUAUUAUAACAAAUGAAAUAUGAGGGUUUUUAUUAUUUGUGAAACUGUAUAGUUCUUUAAUUGUGUUGUUUUCUUAGUUUCAUGAUUCUUCAAGUUUGUGCCUUGCAGUAUUAGAACCCUUGCACUUUAUGACAUGGGAAAGAGCACACUACGUAGUGAGGGCAUGUGAGAUUGAGCGCCUGGACUUUUCCCUCCAUGACAGAAUGGGGUUCAGUGUUUACUUAUCCAGGGAGAGAUCCACUGUAUGCCAGUGGUAUCACUACUAGCAUUGCAGCCCCUUUAAACUAGGACUGUAAAAUCACACCUGCACAAACAAUUGAGAGAAGUGGAAUAGCUGAAAGCAUGAAGUACCCACACACAUCUUGACAAAAUACUACCACUAUGUAAGUUAUUAAAUGCAUGUCAUCAAUUCGGUUUCAGUACCUGUGGGUGUACGGGAAAUACAGGAAUAUUGAAUCCUUUUCAUUAUAUUUUCAAGGAAUGUUUAUUGUCUGAUCUGAAGAUAAAUCAAAGGAAUGUGAAGGGGGUGAAAAAUGUAAGCUGUAAGAUGCUGGCACAUAGAGCUUACAACACCAAGCUCAUCCAGGUAUGAACUAUAAAUAGGAGUAGGCAAUUUAUGAAAGUGUCUUUUUAUAUGUACAAUAAAUUGUUGGUUUAACGUA
Messenger RNA from Conger conger (European conger), 4234 nucleotides. It is a transcript of the gene dyrk4, whose product is annotated as dual-specificity tyrosine-(Y)-phosphorylation regulated kinase 4. Gene Ontology annotation, cellular component: nucleus. Gene Ontology annotation, biological process: peptidyl-threonine phosphorylation; peptidyl-serine phosphorylation. The record is from RefSeq and is a predicted model, not a curated record. The coding region runs from base 402 to 2273 and encodes 623 amino acids. Gene Ontology annotation, molecular function: protein serine/threonine kinase activity; protein serine/threonine/tyrosine kinase activity; ATP binding. The transcript is spliced from 14 exons. NCBI's taxonomy places the organism in Eukaryota, Metazoa, Chordata, Actinopteri, Anguilliformes, Congridae.